This is a messenger RNA of Kockovaella imperatae, 1401 nucleotides long. Its product is annotated as beta-lactamase/transpeptidase-like protein. Bases 126 to 1361 code for a protein of 411 amino acids. Lineage: Eukaryota; Fungi; Basidiomycota; Tremellomycetes; Tremellales; Cuniculitremaceae. The record is from RefSeq and is a predicted model, not a curated record. The transcript is spliced from 2 exons.
GUCGCGUGAGCUUGCCUCCGGGAUCCAUCGGAUGAGCGAGAUCUCUUCGCCGUUCAACUUGUGUAGUGCAAACGACGGAGUGUCAAGAGAGCGGGUGAGCUCGCUCACUUGGUACAGAGAACAAGAUGACAGUGGCCAUGUCGGAGCUUGCAUCCCGCAUGAAGUCCUUCGAGGCGGUCUCACAGGCAGCUACGUCCGCCAAGGAUCCUGAAGCGAUCUUGGGUUUAGCCGGGGUCAUAUGGGAUGACAAGGGUGAAACGACGUAUGCUAGCUUCUUUGGCCGACAGAAGCUCGCUACUGGGUCUCCUCCUCUUAACCUCGAGACGACAUUUUCACUCUAUUCUGCUGGCAAGUUCUUGACUCACAUCGCUGCGAUGCAGCUCGUCCAAGCUGGAUUGAUCGAUCUCGACGAACCAAUCGAACGGCAUGUCCCGGAGUUCAAGGACAUGCCAUUGAUCUACCUGUCCCGUUCAGAUGACGCAGCUUCCAUCACUCUCACCAACUCCAACCCUCGGGGCUAUACCACCCGCCCAGCUGGACGAUCCUUGACCCUUCGACAUUUCUUGACCAAUUCCACGGGUAUCAUGGGAGAAGAUCAUCCUCUUGCUACUUCGUGGGAGACACACGCGGUACCAGGAUCACCUGAACGGCCAGUCUGGCCGGAAGAUACGAAACCCAUUAUCAAGCUGUGUUGGAGACCUCUUAUCCAUGAGCCUGGGGAUGGGUGGAACUAUGGACACGAAGUUCAUUUCCUCCAAGUCAUCAUUGAGAGUGUGUCUGGUCAAUCGUUUCAAUCUUACAUGAAGGAGAAAGUGUUUGAUGUCCUGGCUCUCGAUUCAACGACGUACCUUCCUGCUAAUCGUCAAGACGUGUUGGAGCGACAACUUGAAAUGGUCGAGCGGGUAGAUGGGCUAUUACGCUCAGCUAUGGACGCUGUUAAUGGAUUGACCUGUAGUCUGAACGAUGUAGGCAAGAUCAUGCUGGAUUUGACUUGUUCUCAACCUCGAUUAUUGGACGUCAAGACUAGAGCUAUGUUGUACAGAUCCGGCCUGGAGGGUCAGGCCCUCGAGGGGUUCAGAGCUCAAGCAGGAGAAUUUGCAAAGCAGUUGGAGCUGAAGGACGCCACGGCCGUCAACUAUAGCCUUGCUGGCGUUAUGCUGGUCACUGAAGAUGGACAGAAUGUUCCGGCUGGGACAUUGACAUGGGAUGGGAUGGCCAACGUCGCAUGGGCGACAAAUCUUCAUCUAGGUAUCUCAACUGUGUUUGCGACGCAGCUCUUACCGGAGUACGAUGAGCAUAGCAUGCGGCCUAGAUUGGAGUUCUUUAGAGGAGCUUUUGGUGCGCAGCAGCACAGAAUCUGAGGAAAUGUGACAGCGUUUUUACACCUUGCAUGAAACUAUA